AAAUAUGUUUUGAUAUCAUACUUUAAAGGAAAUAAAAUUUACAUACAUAAACAUGCUACGAACACUUUUGAAAUAUAAAGUUUCCUUUAUAAUAAAGUCAGCUCAAGGGGCAUCGAGACGAACAUAUUGUGUCACUACUGGUGUCUGCUGGAGUUGCAACAAAUCCCUUGUCAAGGACAACAAAUUCUUCUGUGCCGCUUGUGGUUCACUUCAAAAAGUUAAAAAUCAGGACUUCUUUGAACUACUUGACGUGCCAAACACAUUUACAAUCAAUGGUUCGAUAUUGUCAGCUAAUUUCAGAGAGUUGCAAAGCGUACUGCACCCAGAUAAAUUUAGUCAAAAAUCUGACGAGGAAAAAUUGAACUCACUCGAAUGGAGUUCGUUAGUAAAUAAAGCUUUCAAAACGUUAACAGUGCCUUUAGAACGAGCAAAAUACAUUUUAAACCAAAAGGGUAUUUUGAUCGAUGAAGAAAAUACUUCUGUAGAUCCAGAGUUUCUGUCGGAUAUGAUGGAUCUUAAUGAACAGGUUGAGGAAGCACAAAACGCUACUGAAUUGAGAAAAAUUGCUGAUUUUGUAAACAGCGAUAUUGUUAAAAUAUACAGUCAACUACAGGAUCAUUUCGCUAACAAUAAUCUUAGUGAAGCGAAAGCAACAUUUGUUCGGUUGAAAUAUUUGUCUAAUAUCGAUAAUGUUAUAAAAGAAAAAGCACUGAAAUAUAAUCUUAAGUAGUACGUAAAUUAUG
Sabethes cyaneus is the source of this 743-nucleotide messenger RNA. It is a transcript of the gene Hsc20, whose product is annotated as co-chaperone protein HscB homolog. NCBI's taxonomy places the organism in Eukaryota, Metazoa, Arthropoda, Insecta, Diptera, Culicidae. Gene Ontology annotation, biological process: [2Fe-2S] cluster assembly; protein complex oligomerization. Bases 53 to 730 code for a protein of 225 amino acids. Gene Ontology annotation, molecular function: ATPase activator activity; protein-folding chaperone binding. The transcript has 2 exons. Gene Ontology annotation, cellular component: mitochondrion. The record is from RefSeq and is a predicted model, not a curated record.